CACGCAAUCAGACGGUGGGUGGAUGUGCCAAGAGCCUGACCUCCCCACGUCUGCUACCCCUCCCCCUUACAACCCAUGACAGCCUGUCCUGAUAUAGAUGGGACCAGGGACUGGUUUAAAAUGACAGGCUCAAGUUCUUUGAGGAAGAGAAGACUAAUUCAAAGGAGCAGCCAGACAAGCUUCCGUUCUCUGCAGGAAUAAUUACUAUUCCCCCCUUCACCAUGGCCCACCUGGGAGCCCAUUUUGCCUUUAGAUCCCGCUGGCAGAAGACCGACGAUGAACUCUGUCGUCAUAGCAUGUCUUUUAUCCUUCACAGAGCCAUUCGCAAUGACUUCUUUCAGAGCUACCUCUACCUGCUGGAAAAAAUUCCCCUGGUAAAAUUGUAUGCUUUAACAAGCCAAGUCAUUGAUGGCGAGAUGCAGUUCUAUGCCAGAGCCAAACUUUUCUACCAAGAAGUACCGGCCACAGAAGAAGGCAUGAUGGGAAAUUUUAUUGAACUAUCCAACCCAGAUAUCCAGGCCUCUCGUGAAUUUCUUAGGAAGUUUGUUGGGGGGCCGGGGAGAGCGGGAACUGGCUGCGCCUUGGACUGCGGUUCUGGAAUAGGAAGGGUCAGCAAGCACGUCUUGUUGCCUGUUUUCAGCAGUGUCGAGCUAGUGGACAUGAUGGAGUCCUUCCUCCUCGAAGCCCAGAGCUACUUGCAGGUUAACGAGGACAAAGUUGAAAGUUACCACUGCUAUAGCCUGCAGGAGUUCACGCCCCACUUGGGGAGAUAUGACGUCAUCUGGAUUCAGUGGGUAUCAGGGUACCUGACGGAUAAGGACCUUCUUGCCUUUCUUUCCCGGUGUCGAGAUGGCCUGAAAGAAAAUGGCGUUAUCAUUCUGAAGGACAAUGUAGCGCGGGAGGGCUGUAUCUUUGACCUGUCUGACAGCAGUGUGACUCGGGACAUGGACAUCCUUCGAAGCCUUAUUAGGAAGAGUGGACUGGUGGUGCUGGGCCAGGAGAAACAAGAAGGCUUCCCAGAGCAGUGUGUUCCGGUGUGGAUGUUUGCACUGCACAGUGACAGACACUCUUGAUCAGCCGUGGGAAUGAGCCACCAGACUGGAUGACGGUGCUUCAGGACUGGGUGCAUCUCCCAGGCACCUUGUGAGAUGCAGACAGAUAUGGAAAGAGGGGAAUACAAUGCAUGUCUAGAAUGAUUGAUGACGUAAUAUGUACAAGCUGUUGCUACCAUAAUGCACACACUGUGAUGUGUGCACGUUUAGAUAUGCGCUUUCUGUAACGAGACGUUCACAGAUGCUGUGGAUUUUCUGAGGGUCGGAGUGAAACAACAGGACAGUGCUUUAAUAAGGGGCGUGUUUACACCUUCACUGCACGAGUGUGAAUGUGAAGACCUGAGAAAGAAACGAUGCUCAUCAACGCGCGUCUGCAUCAGUCACUGAUGAUUUCUGUUUGUAAUCUAUCACAGAACAGGGUAGAAAGUCUAGUCCGUUUUUCCUGUCCCUCUAUCAGCUAUGGUACACUUUCUUCCUCUUUGCUUGUCACAUCUCUUGAACAAACAUCUCCAUCUAACUCAGAAGGUACUGGUCAAAUAACCCCAUGAAAACAAGUCUAUUAAUUUUGUCUUUAGCCCUUCUUUUGACAGAAAAAGUAUACGGUUUCCCUUUCUAUUUUGGGUCAGUUUUACUACCAAUGAUGUAAUAUGGAUGUAAUUUGAUAACUAAUGCUUACAUUACCAUGAUGUGGAAGUGUCUCCUUUCAGGAGAAAAUGUUACACACUCAAGUUUCACCCCAACCAUAUAAGUAAAUGUUGUCAAUGAUCUAAUUUUAGCCACUGGCUUUCAACGGCGCCUGCUCCUUUGCAUCUGGUCCUCAUUCCUUGAAUGAACGGAUGUACCUUGAGAGAGAAACAUCAAAAGAAACAGGCAAAUGAAAUGAUGCAUAAAGACUGACUUAGCUGGGUUCCCGAAAGGCAUUGGUUUAAAUAAAAUAAUCUAAAACCUUUCAAAAGGAAAAAUUGAAAUUCAGUUUUUAUUAGCACAGUGUUUAAAUAUGACUAUUUUGUCUUCAAGAUAUUUCAGCACCUUUAUGUUGAAGCACAGUGAUAUGGCUUGACCCUGAAAUUCAAAGAAGCAAUUUAAACUAAGAAGAUGUACUGCAUAGCUAUGAUACCAUCACAGAAAACAUAUUUUUAAAGCCAUAGCUCUAGAAUAAGAGAAAAAUGUUAGAGAGUAUGACAAAACUAAUAAUUAUAUAAAAUAAUAAAAACUAUAAGAAUUUAAUAAUAAUAAUAAUAACUGUUACAGAGUAACAAAACUCCCAUUUCACCCUUCAAAAGUUUUGUAACAAAUUAGCAAUAUCUUUUCUUUUUUGAGGCUGAUUCAAGGGAUUCCUCUUAUACCAGCAACUUAAUUCCUUUGUCCCUUAACUUCUACUUUUUUAUGAUUGACAUUUACCAAUCUUCCUUGUUCUGAGUUUUCAGAGUUUAUUGUGUAAAGACAAUUGCCCAGUGGAUACCAACAAAUGGUUAUUAACUCUAUUGAGUCUUUGAGGUUGAUAUGAAACCAACCAGUCCUCUUCCUCUUGCCAAAUCAAAUCAUUGACCAUUCUACCUAAAGAGUCUCCCGAUUUGUAUUAUCCUGCAAACAUUCCUGAAUUCUUUAUGCACCCUUAAUUUAAUCAAGAGCAAAGUUGAAGGUAAACGUUGUCAUCAGAAGCUCUGCAUUGUUGGUAACAGGCACGUGAGAAAACCAACACCACCACCAAAAGCAGAGGUGGCGUAAGGGGACUGCAAACCCGAUCAAGUAGUCUUAAUGGGUUGUGUUAAAGUUUGGAUAUGUUUCUGAAAGAAAUAAACAGAAGAUUUUUGGAGGUUG
Molecule: messenger RNA, 2873 nt
Organism: Rattus rattus (black rat)
Lineage: Eukaryota; Metazoa; Chordata; Mammalia; Rodentia; Muridae
Gene: Ntmt2
Product: methyltransferase like 11B
Exons: 4
Coding region: 222-1073 (283 amino acids)
Biological process (GO): N-terminal protein amino acid methylation
Cellular component (GO): cytoplasm
Molecular function (GO): N-terminal protein N-methyltransferase activity
Source: RefSeq, a predicted model, not a curated record